Messenger RNA from Rubroshorea leprosula, 1817 nucleotides. The record is from the annotation of a GenBank genome assembly. Lineage: Eukaryota; Viridiplantae; Streptophyta; Magnoliopsida; Malvales; Dipterocarpaceae.
UAAUUUAAACUGAAGGGAGUCCGCAUGAAUUUGUAGCUUUGGACUAAACUACAUAAUUGUUGUUUUUUUUCUCCUUAAAUCCUUUCUUGUCCUUCCAAAAUUCAAGUAAGGUCAGAUUCUAACAUGAAUCUUCGAAUUACAUAAAUACUCAAUCAGUACACUAAUUUUCAAUCCUAUUGUUCUCUCAUUUAUUCUCCCUCAACAAAUCAGAUGAAUAACAUAACAUUACAUGCAUAUUGAACCUUCGUUUCAAUUAUUUACAAGGUUCCAUUUCUUAUGCAAUAGGAAAUAUGACGAAUCUAGAAUAUUUAGGUCUUCGUGCUAACCAUUUCACUCGUUCUAUUCCUUCCACUCUACUUCAUCUAACCAAUUUGGAAAUCUUGGACCUUGAUUCAAAUCUUUUAGAAGGUUCAAUACCCAUAGAGAUAGGGCAUUUAAAACUUUUACAAUAUUUGGAUCUUUCCCAAAACAGAUUGUCUGGACCCAUCCCAACACAACUUGCGAAUUGCUCCAGUUUAAGGGACGUGUUGCUGAGCCACAAUUUCAUUAGUGGAGAAAUACCUUCACAACUGGGGGAUUUACCAUGGUUGAGAACCUUGAAUCUUAGUUACAAUAAUCUCUCAGGCCAAAUCCCAAAUAACUUGCAUUAUUUUCCGAAUAGCUCUUUCAUAGGCAAUAAGGGAUUAGAGCAUCAUCUUACUUCCUCAAGCAACAAAGUGCUAAGAUAUGUUGAAAUUAUUCUUCCUAUCACCAUAUUUCUUGCCUUGGUAUCUCUAGCAUUGUUGUUGCUUUUCCAAAGAAUAGAUGGAUCUCAAAGUAUGGUAGCAUAUUCAAGUCGAACAGAAAAUGGAGAUGUAUUCUCAAUAUGGAACUUUGAUGGGAAGGUUGCAUAUGAAGACAUCAUUGCAGCAAUUGAAGACUUUGACAUCAAAUAUUGCAUUGGUACCGGUAGUUAUGGUAGUGUUUACAGAACACAAUUGCCAAAUGGAAAAGUAGUUGCCUUAAAGAAACUUCAUAGGAGGGAAGCAGAGGAGCCAGCUUUUGACAAGAGUUUCAAAAAUGAGGUUAAGAUGUUGACAGAAAUACGACAUAGGAACAUUAUCAAGCUUCAUGGGUUCUGUCUGCAUAGAUGGUUCAUGUUUUUGAUCUAUGAAUACAUGGACAGGGGAAGCUUGUUUUGUGUCCUUAGAGAUGAUAAUGAAGCUAUGGAAUUGGAUUGGAUCAAAAGGGUGAAUAUCAUAAAAAACACAGCAUAUGCUUUGAGUUACCUUCACCAUGACUGCAUCCCACCUAUCUUCAUCAAGACAUAUCAACAAACAACAUUCUAUUGAACUCAGAGUUGGAGGCCUUUGUUUUUUACUUUGGAAAUGUUAGGUUUUUGGAUCCUGAUUCAUCUAAUCAUACCAUACUUGCAGGCACCUAUGGUUAUAUUGCCCCAGGUUUUUUCUAUCAACAUAACAACAUUCUUCUUCUAUUGUCUUAUUUCACUAUUUACUAUUAAAUUGACAUGUGAAAUAUGUAAUUUACCUAUGCAGAGCUUGCUUAUACAAUUGUUGUGAUUGAGAAAUGUGAUGUUUACAGCUUUGGGGUUGUAGCAUUGGAGGUACUAAUGGGAAGGCAUCUUGGAGAAUUGUUGACAUUGUUAUCAAAACCAUAUUCUUUGCAAAAUGUGAUGCUAAGUGAUGUAUUAGACACACGUCUAUCGCCUCCAAGAAGAACAACUAUUACCCAAAGUAUUGUUGUUGCUGUUAUGCUUGCAUUGGUUUGCUUGCGUGCAAAACCUAUGGCUAGACCAACAAUGAAAUAUGUGUCUCAAC